Messenger RNA from Pteropus alecto (black flying fox), 1155 nucleotides. RefSeq names its product P2Y purinoceptor 2-like. The transcript has a single exon. Gene Ontology annotation, biological process: G protein-coupled receptor signaling pathway. Gene Ontology annotation, molecular function: G protein-coupled receptor activity. Bases 1 to 1020 code for a protein of 339 amino acids. The record is from RefSeq and is a predicted model, not a curated record. Gene Ontology annotation, cellular component: plasma membrane. NCBI's taxonomy places the organism in Eukaryota, Metazoa, Chordata, Mammalia, Chiroptera, Pteropodidae.
AUGGAGAAGCUGGACACUAACGCCUCAAAAGAACAAAGACUCUGCCAGUUCUCGGAGGACUACAAGCAAAUCUACCUCUCUCUGACCUACAGUAUCAUCUUUGUGCUAGGGCUGUCCCUGAAUAGCACUGUCUUGUGGCUCUCCUGGUGCCAAACCAAGCGCUGGGGCUGUGCCACCAUCUAUCUGGUGAACCUGAUGGUAGCUGACCUGCUCUAUGUGCUGACGCUGCCAUUCCUCAUCAUCGCCUACUCCCUGGGUGACAGAUGGCCCUUCGGGGAACUGCUCUGCAGACUGGUGCGCUUCCUGUUCUACACCAACCUCUAUGGCAGCAUCCUGCUGCUGACCUGCAUCUCCGUGCAUCGCUUCCUGAGUGUGUGCCACCCCCUGCGUUCGCUGCCCUACCGGACCCGCCGGCAUGCCCUACUGGGUGCAGCUGCCACCUGGGCCCUGGUGGUCCUUCAGCUGCUGCCCACACUAGGUUUCUCCCACACAGACUACGUCGAUGGUCAGGUGAUCUGCUACGACACAACCAGCCCGGAGAAUUUUGAUCAGUUUUUUGCAUACAGCAUGGUUCUGACGUUGUCCGGCUUUGUCCUCCCCUCCUUUGUCAUCUUGGUGUGCUAUGCACUGAUGGUUAGGAGACUGACCAUUCCAGAGGACACCCUCAUGAGGACAAGCAACGCGGCCCGGGCCAAGUCCAUCCGGACCAUCCUGCUGGUGUGCAGCCUCUUCACCCUCUGCGUUGUGCCCUUCCAUGUCACACGCUCCUUCUACUUCACACUCCGUUUCCUGACCUCUCAGGACUGCCAGCUCUUGAUGGUGGCCAGCUUGGCCUACAAGAUAUGGAGGCCUCUGGUGAGCAUGAGCAGCUGCCUCAACCCAGUCCUAUACUUUCUGUUGGUUGGGAACAACAGAGUCAGGCUCUUCCAGAAACUGAAGCAUAACAAUGUGGGUGAGCACCCAGCUGGAGCCCAAGGAGAGAGGCCCAGGGGUGGGGAGAUCUGGGCACUGGCAAGAUGAAGUUUAGGGAAAACGACAGUGACUUGUUUGAACACAGUCAUGCUAGUGGGAGAGAGACUCAAGAUGUCCUAGUGGUGUCCUGCUAAAAAGGAUUUUAUAUUGAUGUUAAGAGCUUUUAAAACAAGAAUUUGGAGA